AUGAAGCUCGAACUAUCAUCUCUCGCUUUAAUCCUGUCUCUUGCCAACGCUUUUGUCAUUCCACAACAGGGAACCAAGGCACCAACAACAACAACAACAACUGCCCUCAAUGAUAAAGUCAACAGCAUGUGGGCGUUUGACGUUUACGGACGAGACGACGGAGAACUUCCUUCGUUGGAAAUCAUGUACGCAGAAGGUGACCCGUGGUACUUUAAUGCUCGAAGCGGAUUAAGCCAAAGCGAUUUCUACCCAACGAGCCACGCAGGAAACAGGCUACAGACAUCAACAUCCACUAGCGCCGUGCCACCUCCACAAGCUCCUGUUGCUGCUGCUGAUCCACCAGCGGAGACAGCGGCGCAACAGCAAGCGCCACCUUUGCCGGCUGGGGAAGAAUCAGCACCAGUUCCAGAAAUGGAAAUGCCAAAGGUUGAGUCGUCGCAAGCCAACGUAUGA
Cylindrotheca closterium is the source of this 453-nucleotide messenger RNA. The record is from the annotation of a GenBank genome assembly. Lineage: Eukaryota; Bacillariophyta; Bacillariophyceae; Bacillariales; Bacillariaceae.